This is a messenger RNA of Angiostrongylus costaricensis, 780 nucleotides long. Lineage: Eukaryota; Metazoa; Nematoda; Chromadorea; Rhabditida; Metastrongylidae. The record is from the annotation of a GenBank genome assembly.
AUGGCUGACGAAGGACAUAAUGGCAAUGCUGCUGGAGAUGCCGAGCCGGAGAACUUCCGCAAGAUCUUUGUUGGUGGACUCACCGGCAAUACGACGGACGAAGUCAUGCGAGAGUUUUAUUCGCAGUUUGGAGAGUUGACUGAUAUAAUCGUGAUGCGUGACCCGAACACCAAACGCUCAAGAGGAUUCGGAUUUGUUACUUUCGCUACUAAAGCAAAUGUGGAUGCUGCGAUGGCCGCUCGCCCUCACGUGAUCGAUGGGAAAACUGUGGAUCCGAAACGAGCUGUACCGAGAGACGAUAAGAACAGAAAUGAAUCGAAUGUAUCCACGAAGCGCCUCUACGUUAGUGGUGUCCGUGAGGACCAUACAGAAGAGAUGUUUUCCGAAUAUUUCGGCAAAUUCGGCAAUGUAGUAAAGGCACAAAGCAAUCGAGAUCGUAUUGAUCGCUUAGGUCGUUCACGUGGAGAUGUACGUGGUGGACACGGCGGGCCAGGAGCUGGUUGGGGAAGUCAACAAGGCGGAGCAGGUCGUGGAGGUUGGGGACAGCAGGGUGGUUAUGGUUAUGGUGGCCCACAAGGCGGCGGAUACGGACAGCAAGGCGGAUAUGGAGGAUAUGGAGCGCAGCAAGGCUGGGGUGAUCAAGCAGGAUGGGGACAGCAGUCGAGCGGAGGUUGGGGUGGCCAAAGUGGCGGUUGGGGUCAGCAGUCAGGAGGAUGGGGAGCUGGUCAACCGUCUGGGCAACAGCAGUGGGCUAAUGCUCAAGGUGGCGGCAGAUACUAA